AUGGCAUAUGAUCCCCGUCGCCCAAACUCGGGCACUUCAACUCCCCAACCACCACCUCCCCCACCACCGCCAGCACCCGAAAUCACCGAAAUGGCAUCAGCCUUAGAAGAAGCAAAGCCAGCCGACGAGGCAGGCACAACAGACUCCUACAAGCUGAAGUUCUGCACAGUCUGCGCAUCAAACAACAACCGCUCAAUGGAAGCGCACCUCCAGCUCUCCGGCGCCCCAACCGCCUACCCCGUCAUAUCCUUCGGCACAGGCUCCCUCGUCCGCCUCCCAGGCCCGUCAAUUACCCAACCAAAUGUCUACAGCUUCAACACAACCUCCUAUAACCAGAUGUACGAGGAACUGCACAGCAAGGACGAGCGGCUAUACCGCGGCAACGGGAUCUUGAAUAUGCUCGACCGCAACCGCCACCUGAAAUGGGGCCCUGAGCGCUUCCAGGAUUGGGUCCCUGGCAUGCCGCGUGUCGACCAUCUCUCCAAGGGCGAUAAGGGGGCUAUCGGGACUGAGGGUGGUGUUGUUGAUGUGAUUAUAACGUGUGAGGAGCGCUGCUGGGAUGCUGUUGUUGAUGAUUUGAUGAAUAAGGGCUCGGCGCUGAAUCAUCCUGUUCAUGUUUUCAACGUCGAUAUUAAAGAUAACCAUGAGGAGGCGUUGACGGGUGGUAAGGCGAUUCUGGAUCUGGCAAAUCGAUUGAAUGAAGCUGCUGUUGCGGAACAUCGGGUUCAUGGGUCUGCUGGCUGGGAGAAUGGAACUGGUCCUGCGCGUCAGAGCUUUGAUGAGAAGGUCCCUGAGAUUCUGGCUGAGUGGCAGGAGAAGUAUCCUCAUCUGCCGGCUUUGUGGACUUUGGCUUGGCUUUAG
Penicillium nucicola is the source of this 861-nucleotide messenger RNA. RefSeq names its product RNA polymerase II subunit A C-terminal domain phosphatase (gene ssuA). The record is from RefSeq and is a predicted model, not a curated record. The coding region runs from base 1 to 861 and encodes 286 amino acids. Gene Ontology annotation, molecular function: RNA polymerase II CTD heptapeptide repeat phosphatase activity. Gene Ontology annotation, biological process: termination of RNA polymerase II transcription. Gene Ontology annotation, cellular component: mRNA cleavage and polyadenylation specificity factor complex; nucleus. Lineage: Eukaryota; Fungi; Ascomycota; Eurotiomycetes; Eurotiales; Aspergillaceae. The transcript has a single exon.